GUUAUUACGGUGUUUUUUAAAUAAUAAAUAUUGUCAUUAAUCGUGAGUAUUCUAAUACUAAUACUAGUACAUUUUCUAUUAUAUUCGUACGCUUAAAUAGUGUAUUGGAGAUUGAAAUUAAUACGUGUUUAAGUGUCAUUAUUAUAACAUUGCCCGCGAUGUCAAAUUUAAUUGAAAUUGAUGAGAUAAUUUUUAAUUUAAAAGCCACCAUCACAUCAAAUAAAGGUGGUGUGCAAUUGAAUUGCAUUGAAUCUGAUUACUAUAAUUUAAUUGGUGAACCUAUACCAUAUAAAAAUUUAGGAUUCAACUCUAUAGUAGAUUUUCUUGAGUCUUUCAAAGAAGUGUUCAAAAUAAAAAAUAAAGGAUUUAAUAAAUUUGUAUAUGUUAUAAGUGGUGGAAAGACUCAACACUUAGAAAAAAUGAUAAGCAAACAAAAAACUAAGUCUAAACGUAAAUACAAAUCAAAGUCGCAGAGUGUGGUAUCAAAUAAGAAGUUAAAUACCAGUAACACCUACAAUAAUUCCAUGAAUUAUAGAUUGAGAAAAAAAAAACCACCAGUUGAUAAUUCUAUAUAUCCUACGAACAAAAAUAACUCUAGAUCGUCAAAAAUAAAUGAUGAAAAUAAACUAUUCAAAAAAAGAGAUGAACCAAGAGUAUUUGCUCAAGAUCGAUUAAAAAAAUAUGAGAAAAAAAAUAUUAAUCAAAUUGAGAAUAAAGAAUUAAAAAAUGAGGUUACGUCAGAAGAUUCAGUUUUAGAACUGUCAAAAAUAUUCACAAAACAAUGCAAUAUUCGUGAUACGGUAUUUACUAAGGCAUGUAAUAUACCAAUACAAUCCAAACAACUGCCUGAAUAUUACAAUGAGCAUAUUAAUUUGAAAAUUAAUCAGUAUACAUUUGAAAGUAAAUGCAAGAAAAUUGUAACUGUGACUGCUGUGUUUAGUCCUUCAAGUAUUUGUGUGGUAUUGGAAGAUUAUAAUAUUAAUAGCAAUUUAUUAGGAAUGCAAAUAGAAUUUAACAAAAUGGAAACAGGUAUUCAAACUCAAUUAAAUACUAUUCCAGUUACUGGUUGUUAUUAUGCACUAUAUCAUCAGCAAAAAUGGCAUCGAGUUGUUGUUGAAAGUAUUUAUUUAGAUAACUCAGUUAAAUGCUUUCUUAUAGACAUUGGAAAAUCAAUAAUUGUUAAUCGACAUCAAAUUUAUUAUCUGGAUCCAAAAUUUGUUCAGAUUUGUAGUCGGGCAAUGAAAGCCAUAUUAAAUAAGUUGAAACUAUUUGAUGAAUUUCCAUUCAUUAAAGAAAUUGUAAUUGAAAAACUAUUAGAAACCAAGUGUAUUCUUAUUCCAAACAGUGUCAUUACAGAUCCACCUACUGUAACAUUAUAUGAUUUGGAAACUAGGAUGAAUAUAAAUGACAUAAUAAUCAAUAGCUUUUAUAAAAAAGUAACACCAGAGAUUAAUUUUGGAGAUGGAUACGAUUUUGCGGAAGUUAAACUAAUAUUAGUUGAAAAUGGAUACUGUUAUGUGCAGUUCAAUCAAGACUUAAUCAAAUCUCUGGAAAAAAUUUUUUCAACAGAUCAAUUUUUUGGACCUUAUUUGAAAAAUGCUAGAGAUAUUGAUUAUAAAAAUAUAUAUUUAGCUUACUAUGGACAAAACAUUAAGGGUAGAGUUAAAGUGGAGUAUUUCACUUCUAAUUAUCAGGUUAAAGUAUAUUUUAUUGACUAUGGAUGUUUCAAGAAUGUUGAAGUAAAUACAUUAGUUGAUUUAUCCAGAAUUAAUACCUAUCUUGUUCGAAUUCCAAGUCAAGCUUUUAAAGUAGCUUUACAUAUGUUUCCUCCUGAAGAUGUAACUAGUAGAACAGUUGAGGAGUUAUUUAGUAUUUUAGGGAAUAAUACCAAUGUAAAAAUGUAUAAACUCAAAAAUUUUAUGGGACCAAUUCCAUGUGUUAAAUUAUGGAAUAUUGCAUAUCCUGAUACAUUUAUCAACAUUAUUUUGUAUUUGAGAUUAUCCGAGUUGAAUCAAUGAAGUAGUAUUUGAUGCAAAGAAGAAAUAAUUUUGAUCUUAUUAAUAAUGUAUUUAAUAUUUAUA
This is a messenger RNA of Melanaphis sacchari, 2081 nucleotides long. RefSeq lists its product as uncharacterized. Gene Ontology annotation, biological process: spermatogenesis. Lineage: Eukaryota; Metazoa; Arthropoda; Insecta; Hemiptera; Aphididae. The transcript is spliced from 14 exons. The record is from RefSeq and is a predicted model, not a curated record. Bases 159 to 2018 code for a protein of 619 amino acids.